GUGAGGUUUGGCGGCUUAAUCAUAUUUGAUAAUGUUCUAUGGCACGGAAAAGUUUCUGAUCCCCAAGUGAAAGACAUGAAGACUAUCAGCCUGAGAAAUUUCAAUAAAAAAAUUCGCGAGGAUAGCCGUGUUAGCGUUAGUAUGGUACCCAUUGGUGAUGGCAUGACAAUCUGCCGUAAAAGGGAAUGAGAAAUGGGCUCAUAAUUGAUUUGUGGAUGACUUGACAUGAUAUUCUUAUUAUGCUGCUAGCAUUCUUUUAUAGAACGUUUUUGGCUCGAAGCCAAUCCGGGAGUCGUCGUUGUCCAGGAAACAUUAGUAUGGCUCGAAAGCGAUUCUUCUGCUGUGAUUCAAGCCAAAGAACAACUCCUUGGAAUAAGAUUAAAAAGAGUGAUAAAUGUCUUUGUAUAUAUUUUUUUAAUUGGUGGCAUUUACCUACAUACCACACAAGUUUAUUUAUUUAUAUAUGUCUAACACUUGAACUUUAAUGUAAAU
Molecule: messenger RNA, 492 nt
Organism: Phalaenopsis equestris
Lineage: Eukaryota; Viridiplantae; Streptophyta; Magnoliopsida; Asparagales; Orchidaceae
Product: O-methyltransferase MdmC-like
Molecular function (GO): O-methyltransferase activity; S-adenosylmethionine-dependent methyltransferase activity
Source: RefSeq, a predicted model, not a curated record